CUCAAGUCAGUUUCCAGGAAGGCCACGCCCCCCACGCCCGCACCACAUGACCGGGCGGGGGGGGCGGGGGUGGAGGGGGAAGUGGUUCUCUAAUUGACGUCACGAGCGGAAGGUCAGGGUUGCCUCAGUAGAGGAAGUGAGAGUGCGAGGCCCUGUCCGCCAUUGUGGAGAAGAGCGAGCCCCGUCCAGAGCAAAGAGUCAGAGCCGGGCACGGGGGGGGCGGCGCGAGGUGAGCCAUAGAAGAGGCCGCGGCGGGCCCACCGGACACACAAGCCUUCCUCUGUCGGUGUACCGGGGGGGUGGGAGGAGGACAGAGCGGCCGCGGGAUCCUAUCGGUGGGGGAACCUCCCGAGCUCCGAAUUAGCGCUCUAACCCGCCGUGCCCGCGCGCCACCCGCAGCCGGACACCCUGCGUCACCCUGCGUCACUCUCCGCGCUGUGAGCAGUAUUCCCAGUGCCCAUAGACAGCGCCAGCAAGGGAGGACCUCACGGCGGCCCCCCACCACCACCACCAUCUCUGGCUGUGCGGGAGAAUGUCUGCGACCAGCGUGGAUCAGGUAAGCACCCCGGGGGGCCCAGGCCGGCCCACACUGCGGGGCCACAUCCUGCCGGCUCUGCGUGCCACAUGUAAACAACUUGCUGCUCAGCUCCAUGGUAAUUGCAUGUUGUCCUGGAUCUGGGGAAGCCAAACAUAGAUCAGCAGAUGUGGAGUAUUACACCCCCACUCCCAUGGUGGCUUUACAAGUUAAAAUCUGGCAAGCCAUCCAUGUGAGGGAUAAACAUAUGGGGACCUAGCUUUGAUUUUAGCCUGAUUUUUAGAUAUGGUAUGUCCCCCCUCCCCCUUAGUUGGUUCAUGAUGCUUUUAUUAGCCAUAGCCUUGUAGUUUGGCAAUAUCUGGGGAUCUACACUGAGCCCAUCCUGCUCUUAUCCAGUUUCUGUGUCUGGUACACUUCCUCGUAGUUGUCCAUUCAAUUUUUGUUUUUAAGGUUUAGGUUAAUUUUAGUUUGGAAGCUGUACGUGCAGAAUGUGACCACCUUGUAGCUUAAGAAAAAAAAAAUAAUUAUCGAAGUAUAGUUUAGUUUAGUUAUUUUAUUUGCUGCAGUGCUACCAUGGUAUUUUGAGUUAUGAUCGAUGAAUUUUUCUUAGCCAAAUAUGGACUCUCCUGUUUCAGACUUUUUUUUUACACUCAAAUGUGUUUUGUGGCUUACUGUCUGCGUGGUAAAUAUGCAUUUUUCUUUUUUGGUAGUCUUGUCAGUUCUGAAAUACUAAAAUCUAUGAUUGCAUGUCAUUGUAUAUUAGAUCCUCCUGUCCGUGCUAAUGCUUGCAUAGGAAAGUCCCAAAAAUGCACAUGGUGAAUUUUCCCCUUCUAAAUGUACCAAUAUCUGUUAUGAUUCAUAUGAAUGAAAUUCAUAUGAUUUUUAUACAUGAAGAAAAUCGUGGGUGAGUUCAACAAGUGCGUACACCAGUUAGUGGAAAAAAUAUAUUGUUUAUUGGUGCUAAUGUGUUGGGCACCAUUGAGCUUCUUUUUGGUUGGGCCUGAGUUGCCUGCGGUUUGUGGAAAAGUGCUAUGGAAUAUUAUGCUGCAUAUAAAUAGUUGACUGUCAAAUACGUUAAUCAGUCUUUAGACUUUCAACCUAUAGGUCAAAAAAAAUUCUGGUCCCCUGCCAGUACUCUAUCAUCCAAAAUACUACUUCAUGGUUUUAGUUUGUGAACAGUUUCAUGAUUCUGAUAUCUGUAUUAUUGAUCAAUCGAUAUAAUUUUAUUAAGGGCUGAUGCGGCUUAUUGCUGGCCUUCCAUACUGAUGACAGAUAACUGGUAUCAAUAUUCAGCCAGUGAUGAGUGGCACACUGGGUACCACUUACAUUGUAAAGAAGACACCGCACAUGCUAUCUUCUGUUUCUGGCAGAUCAACUCUUGAGUUGAAGAGAGUAGCUGAAGAUGGCCUGCGCUGGGCCUCUACUGAUGCCGGCAUUAUCUGCAAUAUCUUUAUCAUUCUAGGCAGACACAGAUAUUUGCUGUAAUGCUGAAUACCGGCCAGACCGAUAAUCAGUCGAUCCCUAAUCUGUAUUUAACCAUGUUGUAGUACAGUAUUGGAGUGUCCAAAAUGAAGAUCCACAAACUGUUUCUUAACUACAAUUUCACUGAUGCUUUGCCAACUGUAAGGCAAAGCAUCAUAGAAGUUGUAGUUGAAUAGCUGUGAAUCUGCAAUUUAGCCACCUGCAGUUUUGUUUUUUUGAACAGUAAGUGAUAUUAAAUGUGUGUUUGUAAACAAAUACUUUUUUUUUAAAUGGAUGACAGAGGCUUAUAUUAUGAAAAUUGUGUUGUAUCUCCUGUAAGCCUAUUGGUAAUACACCAUCAUUACAUCUAUAAAGCAGUCACGAGAGAGAUGUUUAGUUAAAAUACAAACUCUCUCAUUUUUAUAUAACAAAUGUUAACCUGGUGGAUUGGCAUUUGUGUAUGCAAUAGCUAUCUGAAUUAUUUUGUUUUUCAAAGUGUAUUCUGUAAAUCUAGUAAUUUUUUUUUUCUCUUUUCCACGUUGUUGCAGAGACCUAAAGGACAGGGAAAUAAAGGUAAGUUUUAUUUUGCUUCUUGAAUGUAUAUCUCAGUGAUCACUUUAGCAUUCAAAUAUCAGAAUUUUAUUUUCAAUGAUGAAACAGAGUAAAGGUAGACAGAACAUUGAUGGGCAAACGAACGGACAAUCCAUGUGUUAAUGAAUUAGAACUCCUGUGGUAUUCCACACGCCUGUACUCUACUACUCCCGUGAUUCAUUGUCAACUAAUGGUUAAAUUAGUACUUGCUCACCAGAAGUCACUUGUGCAAGUGUGUAACUAAAACAAUAGUUUUAAAUGAAGUUUAAACUGGGUUAACAUUGGGGAUUGGUGGAAUUUGAAUGUCUUGGGUUGAGUGCUCGCCGCUUUAAGCCCAGUUGUGAUUAAUACAACUUAUACAGGUAUCUGGUAUCCAUUAUUCUAUUCAACCCACCAUCUCCGUUUUUUUGGCUUAUUUACCAACUGCUUGAAGCCCAUUGUGGAAAAUUGUCAACAGAAUUGCUAAUAUUAGACCCAAACAGCAGACUUGAAAACCUUCACCAACUCCGCCAUAUUAAAAUAUGCAUUUCCUUUCUCAGAUCUCCAUAAAUCCCACUUUUAUAAAUAAACGCAUUAAUAUUAUUAUUUUUGGCAUUUAUCUAGCGCCAACAUAUUCCGCAUUUCUUUUCAAUAUUAUAAAAUGGGGAAAUCUUAACAAUAAAUUACAUACAAAAUGUUAUAGGAACAUUGGGAUGGUGACGCUGCUCAAACGCACUUACAUGAAGAGUCCACAAACUAUUAAACCCUUUUCUUGAAAAUGUACCAUAUUUCGGUUUCUCUUAUCGGCAUUCUUACAUCUGAAAUUAAUUUGAACUAUAAAAAGCAUGUUAGUUACCUACCAAAAAUAAAAUAAAAAAUCAGCUGUAUUAAAAUUCUAAAAUAACUAGCUUCAUGUGUUUCUCCAAUUAAAAUCAUCUAGUUAAAAAUGCUAACAAAAUAAUUAAAAUAAGUGUGAUGGUAAUACUAACUAAUAAAUAUAUCUAUUUCUCUAUCUAUAUAUCUAUCUAUAAACUGCAUGUUUUUUGUAGAAAAACAUUCUGGUAAGCAUUAAAGGGACACUCUAGAAGCCAUUACCACUGCAGUGCAUUGUAGUGGGAAUGGUGCCAGGAGUCUCCUAACACUCUGUCAGCAAUCUUUCAAACUUCUUUUAAAUUUUUGGCACUUACCUUGCUGUGUGCAUAUGGUCCUUCCAAUCUGAGUUGAUAAAGCAGAAGUUCAUAUUUCUCAUUAUCAACCAGCUAAGAUGGGAACGGCUGUGGUUGGCAUACACAGCAAGCUAAGAGUCAGACUGUUUGUAAAUGGUUUGCCAAAUCACUGGCAGAUGGUGCAUGCUGGUACCAUAACCACUACAGUGUGGUUGUCCCAUUAAUUUACAUUGCAGUGGUUUGUUUUUGUAGUGGUGCAUAUAUUGUACUUAAAAAAGUACACAAAUUGUUAUAGCUGUAUAUAUAUUUUUUUUUUCCCAGUUGCAGUACAGAACGGUUCAAUGCAUCAAAAGGAUGCAGUAAACGAUGAUGACUUUGAGCCAUAUCUAAGUAGCCAGACUAAUCAGGUAGGUGAUGAAUUUGUUAUUCACUUAAGAAAUGUAUGUUUUCCGUUAAUCUGUCGAAUUACUUUCGCUUAAUAUUCUUGGCAGUUAUAUUAGUAUAUGAACAAUGUAUGUUCAAUCAGCAAUUGUUGUCCCCCUCCAAGUCUAAAGCCAUAUAGCUUGAAAAAUGCUUUCUAUGAGAAGCUCCCAUAUGUGCUGUUUGAGUAAUGCUUCCUAUAAGGAGUACCCUCAUUAGUUUUCAGCAAUCCAACUUGGAAAUGAAAAACAGUCUGCAUUUAUUUGUCAAUGUCAUUUGCAGUAGCUGGUGUCAUGUUACUUGCAGUUAAUUUUCCAUCUCCAUGUGUAAAACAAGACUAAACUGUGUUUUUCUUUGACUGUAAAAUAAAAAUGAAUUAUUAAUGUUUGCUCUGAGUGAACCUCCUUUUGAAAGUGUGUAUUGUAAUGAAAAAUUUAUCACAUUAGUAAUUGAUUUAAUUUUUUCUUAACACAAAUGGAACUGUCACACAGUUUGAUUGAAGGGUAGGGUAUCGAUGUAUGCUACAAGUGUCCCUGUAUUUAGAUAACUGGACGCUAUCUAAUCUGUUAAAUUCAUAGUGAUAAAUAUAAGAUAUAGUUACCAUGGGGUGUUCAACUGUGUUAUCAUAUAUUUAAUAUAUAAGUACUGCUUUAUUUUUUUCUUCUUUGUAUUCCACUUGAAGUGCAGUACAAAGGCCUAGGAACUUAAAUACAGACUUUAGUUACCAGAAGCACUACAAAUUGAUGUAGUGGUUGUGGUGUCUGUAGCCUCUCCCUGCAGGCUUGUCAAUGUAAACUCUGCCAUUUUCAGAGAAAAGGCAGUAUUUAUAUUGGUGUCUAGUAACCACCUAUAAUUGCAGUCAAUCAGACUGAUACUAGAGGUGCUUCCUAGUCACUGCAGCACUGGUGUUCAGCACCUCCAUGCUCUGAACAUUUCCGUUAGAGAUGCAUUGAUUCAAUAUAUUUCUAAGUGGAGAUGCUUAUUGGUGCAGUGUGGCGUUUUGCUGCAAUAGCCUCCCAGUGCAUUUCCUGCAAGAUUAGAGGCAGUGCACUACAACAAAUUUUUAUUCCUGAAUGCUUGUCCCAGGCUCCUCCUCCUAUAGGUAUAAAACCACCUGGAAUCCCCCAAACCCCAGUUCUCUGCCUGCCUUCGGAAGGGUAGGAUGCAACUUACGGGGACAAGGUGAGAUGGUAGACUCCAUGGAGGGCUCUGUCUGUCGGAUUCCUGUGACAAAUUCUGUUUUUUUUUUUUUUUUUUCUGGUGGAACACAAACCGGGCGUCGGUGUUCCACUGGGCUUUAUACCGCCUAUCAUCCUAGCCAGGUGCUGGAGAUGGCGAAAAUGCGAUUUGCGCAUGUGCUGGGAAGUCCUGCAGAUGUAACACAGGUUGUGUUGCGUUCCAUCUAGAGAUCGUGGAACGCUCUGCGCAUGCACAAACCGAUCUCUUAUAAAUCAGGCGCAAAAUUUGAAAAGACUCACUUCCAGGACCUGGGAACUAAAUUACCCAGCAGCAACUCCCUGCUUGCAAGGUGCUCGCAAUCCCGCCCUCCAGCACACUCAGAGGCCAUUAAGGUAAGACUGCUCUAGUUUUCUCCUUAAUGCCUCUUGCCUGAUUAAAUUCUAUUUUAUUAUAGAUUUUUUUUUUUUCCUCUUCUAGAAUGUCUAACUUAGAGCAAAAAGAUAAACCUGGAGAAAAGGGGAAAAGCUUAGCCAAAACAAAGCAUCUGAUGUGUGCCACUUGUUCCCAGCCUUUACCAGGUGGCUUCAAAUAGAAAACAUGUGGCAAUUGCUGUAAAGAGGCUUCAUCAGUGGAAGCUGUAAAGAGGCUUCAUCAGAGGAAGCUGUAAAGAGGCUUCAUCAGAGGAAGCUGUAAAGAGGCUUCAUCAGAGGAAGCUGUAAAGAGGCUUCAUCAGAGGAAGCUGUAAAGAGGCUUCAUCAGAGGAAGCUGUAAAGAGGCUUCAUCAGAGGAAGCUGUAAAGAGGCUUCAUCAGAGGAAGCUGUAAAGAGGCUUCAUCAGAGGAAGCUGUAAAGAGGCUUCAUCAGAGGAAGCUGUAAAGAGGCUUCAUCAGAGGAAGCUGUAAAGACGGAAGUUUCAUCUCUCAUGCCAUGGUUCCAGAACUGUCUGCAGCAAACUUCUGUGGAGUUAAAGUAAGCUGCUUUAUUAACCCAGGCUGCCAUUCACGACCUGCUAAAAAGUAUGGCGGAAGGUAGGAAAACCUUGACUGAAGAAAGAUUGGAACAAACCCUUCUUCCUUAAAAAAAAGAUAUUCUUACAGAGCUUCCUUUCGUAGGUUCUCCUUUAAGAAGAAUCAAAGAAGGACAUUUUUCUUUCCGGGUAAGGGAAAGAAGAACUUUCCAGAGAAAAAUGAAAGGGGAUUAUGCCAUUCCUGUAUGGGGCAGACCUCUGUUCUUCAAGGCAGUAUGGCAGAAGAUUACUACAGACAGUUGGGUCAGGUUACAGUAUUUCCUCUGUUCAACUAUACAUUCCCCAGACAUAGCGGCAGUUCUUCUCCAACAGGUUGUGGUCUCAUGGCCGUAAAAUGUUAUAGAAAUUCAAAGGUUCUUAUUCAAAAAUAUUUUUGGUUAAAGCCAGGUGGUUCUUUCCGUCCAAUUUUGGAUUUAACAUUAGUGAACAAGUUCAUGGUUCAGAAAUUAUUUUGCAUGGAAAACAUAAUCUGUGCAUCUCACAUAAUUCAACCAGGUUCAUGGCUAUGUUCCAUCAAUGUGCAAGAUGCCUAUCUGCACAUACCAAUAGCAGCAAACAUUAGGUUUUUAAGAUUUGCCAUACAAGAUCAGCUUCUGCAUUUCCAUUUCAGGGCCUUAUCCUCUGGCCCCUCUUUUCCAAGUUACUCGUGGUUAUCACAGCAGAAUUGCAGAAAAAAGGUCUCUAUACCGUACCUGGACGACUUGUUACUCAUAGCGUCUUCAGAGCAACAAAUAAGACGUCAGAAGGGCAACCAUGACCCUCCGAAAUCAUGGCUGGAUUAUAAACUGACAAGUCGGAGUUGACCCCAUCUCGUUCUAUCCUUUUUCUGGGUCUUAUUUUAGACUCUAUUCAAAUGAAGCUUUUCCUUCCAGAGGAGAAGAUACACAAGAUAAAGGUCACCAUUAUCAGCUUGCAAAAGAAAGUCUUGCACUAUAAGAGAAGCUAUGAGACUUCUGAGUCUGUUCACUGCCACAAUUCCAGCCGUAAAAUUGGCCAAGGCACAUAUGAGGCCAUUGCAGAGGAAUAUCCUGUCGUCCUUAGACCAGUCCAUAAAUUUUAGCUCUUUGGCUCGACUAAGCUUCCAUUGGUGGAUGACUUCAGCAGGAAUCUUCUAAAACAAGGAGAUUGGUCUCUUUCUCCUGCUUUUUCAGGAAAUUUGUAGAGAAAUUCAGUCUUCCAGUUAGAGAUAUCAUGGCCUCCAAGAAAACAGCCCGAUUUGCUUCCAUAAAUUCAAUGGACAUGCUAAACUUCCUGGAUGCGAUAUUGAUUCAGUGGGAUUUUCCACUUCCUUACAUCUUUCCUUCGGUUAUCCUUAUCCCAUGUAUUCUACAGAAAAUCGUCCAGGACAAGUCAAAGAUGAUAGCAAUACUUCCCUUCUGGCCUCAAAGAAGUUGGUUCUCCGUUCUACUGCACCUAUCCAACAAGAGGUUUUGAAAACUUCCUAUGUCGGAGAAAAUUCUGGAACACAAGUUGGUUCCGCUUCACACCCUUCAAACAUUCCAAUUAACAGCCUGGUAUCUAAACGCCAGAUCCUGAGAUGAAGAGGACUCAGUCAUGAAGUAGUGGCUAUCCUACUAGCUGGUAAAAAGACUCCACUUCUUUAGUUUACAUUGGAAUUUGGAAAAAGUUCUGCUCUUGGUGCUACAAUGUAGGGGUCAAUCCUCUUUCGGCGUCAGUUUCUCAGAUUUUGACAUUUCUGCAAUUGGGGUUUGCUAAAGGCCUUCGUCCUGCUACUCUGAAGGUUCACAUCUCUGCUAUUCGUUUUUUCAGUAUUUGAGAAUUUGCUUCGGAUGCUCUUAUUUCCAGAUUUUUUUUUUAUUUAUUUUUUUUGCGCACUUUCUAGACUCCUUCCUACCAUCAAGGAAUUGGUUCCCCUUUGGGAUUUAAAUAUUGUCCUCUCGGCUCUUUGUGAGGCACAGUUUGAACCCUUGGAGUCUGUCAGUCUUAAGAUUCUUACAUUGAAGACCAUAUUUUUGGUUGCAGUGACAUCAGGGUGAACUUCAGGUCUUUGCCUCUUUUCCUCCUUUCCUAGUAUUUCACCUUGAUAAGGUGGCCCUGAAACUUCAUCCUUUUUUUUUUUUUUUUUUCUACUAAAGUGGCCACCUUAACUAACAUAAAUCUUGAAAUUGUUCUCCCUACAUUUUGCCAGAAUCCUCAAAAUGCUGUGGAACGGAAAUUCCAUUGCCUGGAUGUUAAACGCUGCCUACAGUUUUACAUGGAAAGGUCUUCUCCUUCACAGAUUGGCAAUGCAGCAACUUGGUCGUUUCUACAUACCUUCUCCAAACAUUAUAGGUUAGACGUACUGGCCUCUGAGGACUCUAUUUUUGGGUGUAAGGUGUUAAAAGCCAUGGUAAAGUGAUGUUUCCCGCCCUUAAGGGAUUGCUUGUUUAUCCCUGUUGUAGUGCACUGCCUCUAAUCUGGAGGGAAAAGUUCAAAUUUUACUUACCAUAAAUUUAUUUCAUUAAGAUUAGAGGCAGUGCACAUAUUUCCCACCCUAUUUAUUAAAGAUAUUUUUGCAAUUAUUCAGUUUUUGUAUUUAUUGGGGUUUUGGGGAUUUCAGGUGGUUUUAUAUCUAUAGGUGGAGGAGCCUUUAGGAUUAAAAAUUGGUUGCCUGCUGGCUUUCCGAUCCAGAUUAGAGGAAAUCUCUGUAGUGCACUGCCUCUAAUCUUGAGGAAAAAUACAUUUACGGUAAGUAAAAUUUGAACUUCCCUAUGGGAAACCAUUGGAUUGCCUGAGAUCAAGAUUGACGAUCUCUGCAAUUGAAUUGGGGCCAGCCGUGGAAAGACUGGCGCGGCAUGGUAGAAGUGAGUAAAUUAACCUUUUUGUGCGCACACACACCCCUCCCACAGUUUUCUGCUUGGUAGUAAUAGUUUGUAUUUGUAGUAGUAUUGCUGUAUGAAACUUCUGUAGGGAAACAGUCUAGUGACUUAGAGAGCUGUGUUUUAAUGUGAUUGAAAAUCUCGAAAUGUUUGGAAAUAUUUUACUGUGUUAACCCUUUAAGGACCAAAGCAUUCUUUGGUAUUUGUGUGUUCCACUUCAGUUUCCUUUUUCAUUUAUAAAACUAUAUAUAAUGUGUUGGUGUAAUAAAGGACAAUACUGCUUUAAUUUGAUGUGGCAUAUACAAUUGUAAUCAAAAUUUAUUUAGCCCUCAUUGAAAAUCGGGUUUAUUGUUAUAAUUUAUAGUUUUUCAACUGUUUGUUAUGAACAAAGCCUACAAAAUCUAUUGAAAUUGCUUUUCCCCAAAUUAAAUGUUAUGAUUUCUCCAGUCUCAAUAUUAUUCAACACCUUCAUAGCAAGCAUCUUUAGCACUUAAACACCCUUUUGCUGUUAUGACCUGCUGCAACUGAGAUGCAUAGCCAGACUGCAGCUUCUGGCAACAUUUCUGAAGAAUCUUAGUCUAUUGUUAAUGAGCAAUGGCCUUCAGUAAUAAUCAUGGGUUUGCAUGCUGCAACUGCCUACUUCAAAUCCCACUAGAAAUUUUCUCUGGGGUUCAAGUAAGGUGACUGUGAUGGCUACUGUAGAAUUUUCCAGGACAUAUUCUGCAGCUAAGCCUUGCUGGAAUUUGAGGUAGGCUUGGGAUUAUUGUCUUGUUGGAAGGUCCAAUGACCCCCAAGCUUCCACUUCCUGAGACACGGCAUGACCUUUUCUUCUUCGAUGUCCUGACACUUUAAUCCAUUCUGCAUUCUACACGCUGCAGGUUUCCAGUGCCAGAGAAGGCAAAGCAGCUCCAGAGCAUCACAGGCCCACCAUUAUGCUUAAAGGGACACUGUAGGCACUCAAACCACUUCACCGCAUUAUGGUGGUCUGGAUGCAAUGUCCCUUAACCCAUAGCAUGUCAUUAUUGCAGUUUAUUUCCUUUAGUGGUUCUCUAUCAGACAGCCUCUAGAGGGACUUCCGGGUCUUUAGGAGACUUUUGGUCGCCUAAAUGAUGCCCAACGUCCUCACGCUAUGCUUAAGGACUUUCAGCGUCACCAAAAUCCCCAUCGGAAAGCAUUGAAUAAUACUUUUUCUUUAAGGGAUCCUAAUGCGAGUGCAUACCCGAGCCAGAGUCGAGGGACAUUGGUGCUGGACACUGGUAAAUAAUGCACCCCUUCUGCACCAUGUGCGGGCUUGACUUGAGGAGUUAGCUAUAUUGCUAGAAAAACAAGUUUUUCCUGCCACUAUAGUUUGCCUUUAACUGUAGGCAGAGUGUUUUUUUUCAAGGUAUGCUUCAUUCUUCUUUCUCCAGACAUACUGUUGAUCCAUUGGGCUGAAAAGUUUUGUUUCAUUUCUCCAUAGAACAGAAUCCCAACACUUAUGCAGCUCUUUUAUGAUUUUGAGCUUAUUGGAGACAACUUUUCUUGUAGUUCUGCGUUUAGUAUGUGAUUUGCUGUGCUCACUGAAACCUCGGUGCCUGUUGCCACCAAAUCUUGAUGCAGGUCUUUUGCAGUCAUCCAGGUUUUUUCACAACCUGCCUUCUCAGAAAUCUGGUUGCAGCCAUUGAUGACUUCCUGUUCCUGCCCUGUCCAGGUAGUGUAACUACUGUUCCUUCAACUUUGAAAUUAUGCUUCCAAUGGUGUCUCUAGGAACAUUCAGUGCUUUCGCUAUUAAUUUUUUUUUUUUUUUUGUCUCUUGUUCCUUGUUUGUGAAGUGUGGUAAUAUCUUUUAACUUGGUAGACCCUCUUUUUUUACUUAUCUGCCAUAUGUCUAACAUGCAGUCAAACCUGACACUCUGCAACCUCCUAGUCAGUUCAUGUAUUUAAAGUGUUCCUGUACAAGCAUACUUAGCAUAACUAGUGAAGCCCUUGAUUACACCUGUUUAGCAUAUUCGAGCUGUUGUGAGGGAUUCUAUUCAGGGGGUUGAAUCAUUUUAAGACUGGAGAAAUCAUAAGUGGCAUUUUCAGUUGAAUUUGUGGAAACCACUUGAAGCAUUUGUUGUGUUGAGCUAUUUCAUCCGCCGUAUAACACUUAAUAGGUUGCUCAGCUAUGUAGUCUGUGUGCAGCAAUACCUAAAGUAUACCUGUGCUAUUUGGGUGUUUAAGGGGCAAAUAUGAGACACUGCCAUUUAACCCCUUAAGGACCGGACUGUUUUUGCGAUGUUGUACGUUUGCGACCAGGCAUCUUUUUACACUUUUGUGGUGUUUGUGUUUAGCUGUAAUUUUCCGCGCUCUCAUUUAUUGUUCCCAUACAAAUUAUAUAUUGUUUUUUUUCAGGACAAAAGGUGCUUUCUUUACAUACCAUUAUUUAUAUAAUCUCAUGUAAUUUAAUUUGAAACAAUAUGAUGAAAAAUUGAAAAAAUACAUGUUUUUUUGACUUUUACGUGAGAAAUCUUGUACUCAUCUGCAAAAGCGAAUGGGGAAAAAAAACUGCUAAAUAGAUUCAAAAUUUUGUCCUGAGUUUAAAAAUACCCAAUGUUUACAUGCUUUUUUGCUAUUUUUUUGCAUGUUAUAGGGCUAUAAGUACAAGUAGGAUAUUGUGGUUUCAAAACAUACAUUUUUAAAAUGUAUCAGCAGUGACAUUGUAACACUAUCUGUCAUAAAUCUCUGAAUAACACCCCACAUUUUUUCUUUUCUUUUUAGUAGACAGCCCAGGGUAUUCAAUAUGGGGUAUGUCCAGACUUUUUUUUAGUAGCCAUUUAGUCACAAACACUGGCCAAAGUUAGCGUUCAUAUUUGUGUGUGAAAAAAGUAAACUAAAUUGAACGCUAAUUUUGCCCAGUGUUUGUGACAAGUGGUUACUAAAAAAGACUGGACAUACCCCACUUGGGUUGUCUUCUUUUGCAAAUGGUAUGCCAUCAUGGGGGGUAAUUCUCAUUCCUGGGCUACCAUACACUCUCAAAGGCAAAAUAACCAACCUGGCCAUUUUCAAUGUAAAAAUAUGACCCAUAUAUUUGACCCUGUAACACUAUAAAACUUGUACAUGAGGGGUACUGUUAUACUCAGGAGAUUUUGCUGAACACAAAUAUUAGUGUUUCAAAACUGGAAAAUGUAUCAUAACAAUUAUAUCAUCAGUAAAAGUGCUGUUUGUGUGUGAAAAAUGCAAAAGUCAUUUUCACUGACUAUCAUCGCUGUGAUAUGUUUUACGGUUUUGAAUCACUAAUAUUUGUGUUCAGGGAAGUAUCCCGAGUAAAACCGUUGGAGAAUCUAUAUGCUUCGAAUUCGUAUGUGUUUUUAUAAUUGUUCUUCUUGGCAACUCACCAGUGGAAUACUUUGAUUCAUGUUUACAUAUGAUACUUUCCCCUUCUGUGUAACACUACUAAUCAUUUAGAGUUUCAUUGCAACCAGCCCAACAAGCAUUUCCCUGGAAAAUAUUUACAGCUGGCCUUAUUUAUAUAGUGCUGCAAAAUGUACUGUCCUCAAGUGCCCUCCAGAUACAACGAGCCAUCUCAGUCAAAAAAUGUAUCAUGAGAGGUUGAGGUCACUCAGUUAUAGGUUGCCAUAGGUAAUGUGUGGAAUUAUUAAUUUUUAUAUUUUUUACAUGAAUGUGCUUCUUGGUGUGCAUUGACUUUGAUUGUGUAGCAUUAAAAUAGGUUUUUAACUCCUAAAUGGCAGUGAAUUGUGCAGUGAGACUGCAGGGGGCAUGGUCCAUACACCAAAACUGCUUCAUUAUGCUAAAGUUGUUUUGGUGACUAUAGUGUCCCUUUUAAUCCAUAAAAUGUUAACAUUUGUGUGUUUUGGUGCAUAGAACCCAGCUCUCAGCAGUAGUGUUUACAUAUGACCUUAAACUUGCAUCUAGUGGCUGCCAGAUUAACAGCUACAGGACUAACUUGUUGAAAAUUUUAAUUUAUUGAAAGUCUUUAGGUUCCUUGACAUCAGACAUGUCGUCAUGGUGAAUGCUUCUGUAUGAGAAGCAUCAAACUAGCUGGGCAGCAAUUGCCACAGUUAUAUGCCCCGUGGGUCCCUGGUGAGAAGCAUUAUAUGUACAUUUUCUGCUGAAUUGAGCAUUAAUUAAUUAAUCCUGUGGAUGCCAAGUUUGACUUCAGUUAUAAAUUAAAUAGAUGUUCAUUGAUUAAUUGCAACACAUAAAGCUUAAAAAUUACCUUGGAGGUGGAUACAGUCAUGUUCAAAAUGGACAAAUGGGUGUAUGUGUAUAACAAUAUUUGGCAGGUACACUAUUUAGAUGAAAUAUUGAUCCGUACAAGUAUUACUAAAUGUAAUAUUUUUCAUGUUAGGUUUGCUUUAUUUUCUUCUUCUGUUUACUUAGUCAUAUUGCAAAACCUAGUCUAAAACAGUUGGGUUUUAACUAUAUCUCCAUGAGCAAAUAUGUGGUUUUGGUCGACAUUUUGCAGACAAGUUUUAUAGUCGCUACAGUUAUUAGGGUAUUUGUCACAACAUGAACAUGUCAGGCACACACAAAGUAUAGACAAAGUAUUUCUGCAAGUACAGAGAGCGAGAACUGGAACGGAAGGCUGUAAACAGGUUGUAGUUGGUAAACAGGGGCUUAAAGAUAAUGUUGGCCUUAAAUAGUCAUAGGUUGGCUGUGUUAGCCUGUAUAUGGCAGCUUGCUUGUGAUUUUUCAACUAUUCGAUGUUAAGUGAUAAGCCCUCUUUGUUUUUCUUACUGCCUUCCUGAAACCCAGUGCAAGUGCUGAACCACUUUCAAAAGAUGCUUGUAUGCUGUAGUGAUGUUAAAAUUAAUUCUUCACGUGGCAUUGCAGCUAUAGUUAAAGUGAGGUUCCAGAGUUUUAAUGUUGCUACAUUUGUAUAUUGUAUGUAGGGCUGCAAAUAAUUGUCUUAAUUAAUUGGAUUAUCUAUUUUUAUAAAUAUAUUGGAUUAAAAUAUCUAAUCUGGUACAUUCACAAUUAAAAAUGUAUAUUAAAAAUCAAAGGUCAAAGCGGACUAUCAAUUAGUAAUACGACACAACCUUACAGACUUAUCUAUACAGUUCAUAUAAUCAUCAAUGGCAAACAAUCAACUAAUAAUUGUGCAAACUGAUAGCCCUAGAUUGAAUCGAUGUGGACUGACUGUAAUAAGCUUGGCACUAGAUCAUGCAAAGGAUAGUCACAACCCCCCUGAUUAAAUAAUAAAAACAGUUUAUAUGAUAACUCCUAUUCUUUCUGGGUUGCACUGAUGAUCUAAUCCACAUAAGCAUGUAGUAGUUGUAAGCUGAAAGAAACAUACAGUCCUGAAAAAAAUAACACCUGUUGGCACAGAUGUCAUUCUUAAGCAACCUCUGUGUUACUAGGAACUGCAUUAAACAUUCCAGCACCUUUCUCCAUGUAAAACAGCCGAAGAUCUUAUACACACUCCUCUGCAUACUCUAGCUAGACUUUAUUUAAAAAAAAAAAACACGCAAUGCUUUUUAGGAUUUUUCUUAUGUCUUUUUUUUUUUUUUUGCAAAAUUAAGUAAUACAGUGAUUUUUAACUUGUCCCGUGCUCACACCAACUAUAAGUCAUUUGAUAAUUUUUAUAUUUUAUGUAUUUGUAUUAGUAGUUGCAGCUGGAGUGUAUCCGCUUUGUAAUCCGCUUUGUAAAUGUUAUUUUCUGUUAAUUAGGUUUAAAAAAUAAAAAAUACUUAUGAUAAAACACUGCUUAAAGAAAACUGUAUUUUGUCUUAAUUGAACACUUAAUGGUGAAAUAAUUAUUUUGACUUUUGUUUUGUUACAGAGUAACAGCUAUCCACCAAUGUCAGAUCCAUACAUGCCUAGUUAUUAUGCUCCAUCCAUUGGAUUUCCUUACUCACUCGGUGAAGCAGCAUGGUCCACCGCAGGCGAUCCACCUAUGCCAUAUUUGACAACAUAUGGACAGAUGAGCAACGGGGAACACCACUAUAUACCGGAUGGAGUGUUCAGUCAGCCUGGAGCUUUGGGGAACACUCCUCCUUUUUUAAGCCAGCAUGGGUUUAAUUUUUUUCCUGGGAAUGCAGAUUUCUCAACAUGGGGGACAAGUGGAUCUCAGGGACAAUCAACACAAAGUUCUGCAUAUAGCAGUAGCUACGGAUACCCACCUAGUUCUCUUGGUAGAGCCAUAGCUGAUGGACAAGCUGGAUUUGGCAGCGAUACUCUAAGCAAAGUACCAGGCAUUAACAGCCUUGAGCAAGGAAUGACAGGACUGAAAAUUGGUGGGGAUAUGUCUGCUGCUGUAACAAAAACUGUAGGUUCAGCUUUGACUAGUGCAGGCAUGACAAGCAUAGCUGCCAACAGUGUUCCCCCUGUUAGCAGUUCAGCACCAAAGCCAACCUCGUGGGCUGCCAUUGCUCGAAAGCCUGCCAAACCUCAACCCAAACUUAAACCCAAGGGUAAUGUGGGUAUUGGUAGUACUGCUGUUCCUCCACCGCCUAUAAAACACAACAUCAAUAUUGGAACUUGGGAUGAUAAAGGGGCUGUGGUAAAGUCCCCUCCCACUCAACCAGCUCUGCCUCCUCAGCCUGUAAUUCAACAGCCUCAGCCAUUAACUCAACCUCUUCCCAUGGUGCAAAACCAACUGCCUCAACAGCAGCUUCAGCAACAAGGUCUGCAGCAGGCCCAACCACAUCAGGUGCAGCAACAACUUCAAAAUCGCUGGGUGGCUCCUAGAAACAGGGGGGUGGGCUUCAAUCAGAAUAAUGUAUCUGGCAAUGAUAAUUUUAACUUAGGUGUUGUACCCAUUAGCUCCUCAACUUCUGGUGUUGAGGUACACCCCGUACUGGAGAAAUUGAAGGCCAUAAACAACUAUAAUCCCAAAGACUUUGACUGGAGUCUGAAAAAUGGACGUGUGUUCAUAAUCAAAAGCUACUCUGAGGACGAUAUUCACCGAUCUAUCAAGUACUCUAUCUGGUGCAGUACUGAACAUGGUAAUAAACGUUUGGAUGCUGCUUACCGAUCAUUGAAUGCAAAAGGCCCACUUUAUUUACUCUUCAGUGUAAAUGGAAGUGGACAUUUUUGUGGUGUAGCCGAGAUGAAGUCUGUUGUGGACUAUAAUGCAUAUGCUGGAGUAUGGUCCCAGGAUAAAUGGAAGGGAAAGUUUGAUGUUAAAUGGGUCUUUGUUAAAGACGUUCCCAAUAACCAGCUGCGACACAUUCGUUUAGAAAACAAUGAUAAUAAGCCUGUUACCAACUCAAGGGACACUCAAGAAGUACCCCUAGAAAAAGCCAAGCAAGUUCUCAAAAUAAUUGCUACUUUCAAGCAUACAACCUCUAUUUUUGAUGACUUUGCACAUUAUGAAAAGCGUCAAGAAGAGGAGGAAGCCAUGCGAAGGGUAAGUGUGCUCUAAUUUAAAAUAUUUCUAUUUUCAAUUCGAUUCAUUUGCAAUAUGUUUCUUUGUUUCUUUUGUGUUGGUGCCUACAUGUUUCUUCUAUUCAACCUUUAGAGUUUCUAACUUGCUAAAAAAUUAAUUUUUGCUAGUGACUAACACACUAAUCUUGUCUUGCUUAAAUGAGCUAUUAUAUACAUGAAUUUCAGUUUUAGACUUUUUGGUGACCCUUUUUAAACCAGCAAUUUCAUUACUAAAGUAUGUAACCAUUUUUUUUGUGUAAUAAGCAAUUCAUGACUAUUUCUAUACAUCUCCAUGCAUUUUUAUUGGCUGUACGUAAUGCAUGCUACUUGUGUAAUUAAAAAUCUCACAUACUAGGGUGCUCCAUGAGUUUAUCACACUAGUUCACAGGAAGAAAAAAAAAAAACCACACCACUAUACUGUAAUUAGAGUAAUAUAGCUUAACUUGUUUAUUGAGAAAAUUUCACUUUUUUUUUUUUUUGGUUUAGCUGCCACAUUCUAUGUGCUCUGUUUUGAACUGUAGCAACAGGCAAGUUAGGUUGAGCAGUUGGUCAAAUAGUAGAAAUUGCUCAGCACAAUAUAAAAGUUAAACCUUCUCAAUAGUCUCUAUACACCCAAAAAACAAAUCCAGUUUCAUUGAACUUUUAAAAUAUAAUAGAACAUUUUCACAUUUUUCCUUUAAAUUUAAAGCUGUUUGCCAUGUGUACGCAGAUUUGUUGAUUAAGAGGAUACUAUAGUGUUAGGAAUACAAAUCGUUAUUCCUAAACUAUAGAGCCCUCUUGACCCCUCUCCCCAGGCUCAUAAAGGGUUAAAAAACUGUCACCCUAUUCCAGCGCUGAUGUACCUUGGCACUCUGUAUCCUCCAAUGUCCACAGACGGGAGGGGGAAAUGCGUAUGUGCCACGAGCGCAUUGCUCCAGUGCUUUCCUAUGGGGAUUUUAUGGACGCUGGAUGUCCUUAUGCAGAGUGUGAGGUCGUGCAGCAUCAGGUGACCAAAAGGCCGUUGGCCACCAGUUAGUGCCCGUAGAGUCAGUCUUAGUCCUGCAAUGUUAUUUCAGUUUCUCUAAAAUGUCAAUGAUUUAUAUUGCAGGACUUAGUGUGACUGGGACACUGCAGCCAGACAACUUCAAUGAGCUGAAGUGAGUGUUAAUUCUGCAGACACAAGUACAGUUAAAAUGGGCACUACAGUCACCAGAACCUCCACAGCCUAAUGGAGUGGUUGCAUUGUGUCUCUAUAGCCUGUUCCAACAUGCUUUUCAAUGUAAACACUGCCUUUUCAGAGUCAAGUCGGUGUUUACAUUGCUGCCUAGUAACCACUAGUAUCAGUCACUCAGAUUGCCACUAGAGGUGUCUUCCUAUUUCAGUGCUCAUAUGGUGUGUGUAUAUAUUGUCUUAAUGUGUUGCCAUCUUUUCACCAGUUUGUGGAAAACUAACUUUCAGUUUUUAAAGUUAGAAUUUUAAUAGAUGAACUUGAUGUGCAAAUUCAUUUUCUGAGGUCUUGUAGCAUCUUCACAACUACCCAAUGAAUUCAUACCUUUUCUUAAAGUAUACAUCAUGGGGUAUAUCAGAUGAUACAUUUUGAGUCUUAUUAUACAGCCAAUUUAACAGCAAUUCCUUUCAUAGUUUAUGGUAUGCAUUUUUUUUUUUUAAUUUUUUUUUUUUUAAAUCCACCUAAUUUAGCUUUAUCUUUUAUAAAUUUGAUAUGUGCUACUAUAAUUAAAUUGUGCUCUCCAGAGUAUAGAAUGACCCCCUUUAUAUACCUGUGUAAAGUGCUUUGUAAAAAUACAGAACUGAAUUUAUAACCUGCCCACUUUUUUUUUUUUUCGGAAAGAGAAAAUGGCAAAUUGUAGAUGGGUUUAUAGUGCAUUUUGGGUCAUUUUAGUAGCUCACAUAUUUAACAUUAUUUGCAAAAGUCGAUGCAAUAUGGACUCACGUGAUAUAUUUUUAGCUUUAAGAUGCCAUUUUUUCACCGUUUGUUUUCAAGGUUUGUGAUAUUUUUCAACUUACAUACACACUUGUAUAUUUUUUCUGCUUAUUUAUUUAUUUAUUUUUUUUAAAUCUUGUGUCACACUUGAAUAACAUUAUCUUAACUAUACAGAGCAAAAUCUCAUACGUACGGCUAAACCCCAUUUGUAUAUAUUUGCAGAGUAAAAUCCUAAUCCCAAAUCUCACCCUAAGUAUUCAUCUUGGCAAAGGGAAAUCUAAAUUAACAGUGAUAUGUUGCUGCCAUUUACUGGCUAUUUGAAGUAUGACCGCUUCCUAUCUCUUUCAUUGCAUAAUGUAUGUUUAAUGCAUUGAGAUUAAUGCUGGGCAACUGACAUGUAUGUAUGUGUUGCACAGCAUAUCGAUCUAUAUAUCUCUCUCCCUAGACCAGAGCUCGACAAAUCCCAGGUCGCCAUGGCGAUUAGGAAUUUUGUCCUGGUGUCUGUGAUUUGUCAGCCCGUUCAGUGGAGUGAAAUAAAGGUGAAAGCGGGUGGCAAGGGAGGGAGCUGUUAUCUUCCUAACACCUUGCUCUGCUCUCUCGCGCAUCCUGCAGUGAUGCCGGGAGCUGGGUUAUAACUUCAUUCCAGCCCCGGCAUCACUAAACCAUGCUCUAGGGAACAGAGCAAGAAGAGCUCAAUCUUGAUGAUCUCACCCAAGCCAAGUUACUAGGCACUAGGGAUCGACCGAUUAUCGGUCUGGCUGAUAUUCUGCAUUUUCAGCAAUAUCGGUAUCGGCCAAUACCGAUAUUGCUGAUAAUGCAGACCAGGACCGCCGCGCUCCUGGUUGGGAUCAUUAUCCUGUUGCAUGGCUUAAUUUAGCACAAGCUUUAGCUGUCGGACAGAUGGCCUCACAUUUGACUCUAGAAUAAUUUGGUAUACAGAGGAGUUCAUGGUCAACUCAAUGACUGCAAGGUUCUCCGGUCCUGUGGCUGCAAAACAAGCCCAUAUCAUAACCUCUCCACCACCAUGCUUGGCAGUUGGUAUGAGGCGUUUGAUCAUAAUGCACAGUGCCAUGUUUGAGGAAAACCAAACCGAUCAUAUUGGCACAAACCUCUCCACUUUGGUCUUGUCUGCCCAAAGGACAUUGUUCUCGUGGUUUGUUCAGAUGCAACUUUGCAAACUGUGCUGCAAUGUUUUUUUGAGAGAAGAGACUUUCUUCUGGCAACUCUUCCAAACAAACCAUACUUGUCCAGGCUUUUUCCAAAUCUACUGAACUUCAAUAUUUAACAUAUGAAAUGAGGCCUGCACAAUCUGAGAUUUAACUAUUGGGGUUUUUGCAGUUUCUCGGAGUUCUUUGCAUGUUCUGAGCUUGGGGUGAAUUUGCUGGGACCUCCGCACCUGUAUAUAUUGGCAACUGUCUUGAAUAUUUUCCUCUUUUGAAUAAGCUUUCUCAUUGUAGAAUGAUGGACUUUAAAUUGUUUGGAAAUUGCCUUAUAACCCUUCCCAGUUUGAUGGGCAGCAACAAUUGCUUCUCUAAGAUAAUUGCUUAUGUAUUUCCUCCUUGGCAUUGUGUUAACACACACCUGAUGCACCAGACCAGCAAAGUGCUAAAACAUUGGCUUUUAUAGAGGUGAUAACUCUUGAUCACAUGGCUUUUCCAUUGUGGCUUUAUUUUUGUUAAAUCGUGACACUGUGUAUUAUGUCAUGUGGUGUUUUUCAUCUGAGAUUGGUUAUAUCCGCUUUUAGGACCUGCUAAGGAACAGAUAAUUGAAUUUCAUUGGUUUUAUUUACGCUGCCAUUAUAUGAUGGUUAAGAUGAGCUCUCCCGAUGCUUGUUCUCUUCACAGCUUCAGAGCAGAACUGUCCCUUCCAGAGAAAUGGCAGUUCCUUCACCAGCGUAAAUAUUUAGGCAUCUAGCAGAAAAAUGCCAUACGGAACAAGUGUAUGCACCAUGCAUACAGCAUUGCAAGAGAACUUUUGCAUAGUUUGCCAGGCCUUGUCCAACGUAGCAUGUAAAUGAAAAUACAAUAUUUUAAAAUUAAUUUAGCACUACUUUUAAUUAACCCUUACCUGUCUACUGAAGACAUCGGCAUUCCUCAAGGACAUGAUCACUUUGAGACAACUGUCUCAUUCAAAAGCUUUAGCUUUAAAUGGGACUCUCGCUCUGCAGGUUGAAAAAUGAAUGUAAUUCUGAUCUUUACCUGCUUCUUUCUUAUACUCUCCACACCCACUUGGGGAACUCUGAUCUAACCAGCAAGCGUCCUAUUCUUAAGGAUCCGAGAAAAGUGCAUUGGGCAUGCCUGACUGCUACACAUAAGCAACUGGAAGAUCUCUACACCUUGAAGCAUACUUUCAGGGGGAGAAGACAGUGUGAUUAUGCUGAGCAGGCUCCAAUGUUUGGUUCAUCUCUCCUGUUGCUUCACAAUGAUGCCUUCUUUCUGUUAUUAGUAGACUAGUCUGAAACUGAAAUGGGGUGGUUAAUGGGGAUGGGGGGGGGUUUGAAGAAACUUUCUAACUGAGAGGCGUGCCCAACAAUGCAAUUUGACCAAGUUUAUAUUAAAUUUAAAAGUGUUGAUUACAUGCUUUUCAAAGUUUUUAAUUUUUUUUUUAUUUUUAUUUUUUUCUGUAUAUUUGUUUUAAAGUGUUUCUUUGCUGGUUUAAAACAUAAUUGCCAAGUGAUGUCUCUUUAACCUCUUAAGGACCAAACUUCUGGAAUCAAAGGGAAUCAUGACAUGUCACACAUGUCGUGUCCUUAAGGGGUAAAAGGUUUUCUGGAUGCCAUUAAGUGCUCUGGUUAACCCUCAAUGUAAAUCAUAUUUCCAAUUAACUUUGUACAGUGCUACGUGUUUAAAUUGUAUGGGGGAAAAACUCAUUCUGUCAUAUGUGUACAUAACUUUUUUUUUUUUUUUUUUUGCAGGAGAGAAAUAGAAACAAACAAUAAUUGUAAGGAGGUAACCUGCUAUAAUCUCAACACUAAUGAUGCAGACUCUGGAAAUGCCUACUUUGUCGACGAGAACAUAGAAUGCUUUUUAUUUCUGCUUAAGGUGACAUCUUUGGACACUUUAACACAAAUUGACUUUUCCUCCCCCUCCCUCCCUCCCCCCCUCCUUUCUCCUUGGUUUCAUCCAUGUGUCAGUCAUCCUCCUUAUCAUACACUCUUGAGAACUUUAACUUCAUCAAGCACUUUGUCCAGAAGCUUUUAUCGGUAUCUGCUGUCCUUUUUGUAAUCAUUACAUCCAAGCAAAGACACAGGAGACCCAUCAAAUGAAUGGAUUAUUUGUUUUUAAUUUGUUAAAUACUAACCACCAUUCGAAAAAUGGCUAGAUAAAGUGAGAUUCACAGUGCUUCUUUUUAUUAUAUAUUUUGUCUUUUUGUUAGAGGUUAACAAAAAAUUAAUCAUGCCAUGUCUAAUUUAAAAGUAAACUCCAGUUGUCUGUCAGAUAUUGUAGUAUCAUCGAUACCGACUUUUAAAAUGCAGUUUAGCCAAAUCGUAGAAAUUUGUUCCAGCUUUUUGGUGUAAGAAAAUAUAUUACAAUGCAGUUUUGUCUUCACCUCGCGCUUAAUUCACACUUGUUAUAUUUCUUUACCAAUUAUUAAUGGCUUUGCUGUCAAAAUCAGUCCGUGCUGCUGAUUUUUGGUAACAAAGAGGGGGGGGGGGGCGACAAAUAAGCAUUCUUGUUUGGUACCACUUAGUGUCACAAAUUUCAAUGUUUUGAAUAAAUGUACCUCAGUCCAAAUAUGACUUUCUGUGACCUUUUAGCCUACGUUUAAUAAUCAAAAUCACGCUGCUGGGUGUUUUCAAACCUGUCCAAGUGUUCUCGAGAAAAUAGAUAUACUCCAAAUACUGAUAUUCUAAGCGUAAUAAAUAUAAUUUUGAAUAGCAAGCAUACAUUUUGGAGUUUUGCACCUUCUGUUUUGUUUUUCUUUUCCCAUUUUUAACUGCUACAAUAACUUUUUAAUUUUAAGUGGGUACAGGUUCAGUGCAGGUUCAGUUUCAAACUGAAGUCCAGACCACUAAUGUCAGAUUUAUUUUAAGUGCCUAUUUCCUUUUUAUAUUUAAUUUGUAGUUAAUAGAAACUAUUAUAAUCAUAUUUUAAUGUAUUGCUGAGAAAUGUAUUAAUGUAAAGUAUACCAGCCUCACAAAAAUGGCAAUUUGUUUUUGGGUUUUAUUUUCCCCUACUUUUUUUUUUUUUUUUUUCAAUCUGUUUAAAACUGCUUAUAGCGUAGCCUAUUGUAACGCACAUUUUUGUCGUCCUGGGGUAGUUUUGUUUCUAUGCUACGUGUCUGUCCAUUAACAACACUAAAUGUUUUCGUUCAUUCUAAUCAGUUAUGGUUUGAUUUCUGAUUAAAGUAUGGUAAACAUAUCUACACUUCUAAAUUCUGGACUUCACAUUAAAAUGCAGUAAACUCUUAAGUGGAAUACGCUCUCUAAUAAAAUGGGUUCAUUACCAAAACCACAAAACAAACCUAAAUGGUAGAAGUUAAAACAUAGUCUGUUACAAUUUUCUAACUCGUAUAAUAGGUUGAUUUUACAGAGUAAUGUGUUUUUAAUAUCAUGUUAAUGUGGACCCUCUUCUAAAAAUUUUUUUUUUUUUUUUUUUUAAAUUCCAGCACUAAUUUUAACAUUGGAAGCCUAUGGGCAUGGCUCUCAAAAUCUUCUGCAUUUGAGUUUAUGGCACAUUUAGUUUUGCUGUACCCUCUUGUUUAUAUAGCUUCAAAACUGUCACUAUGUUAAAUAUAAGAAUAUAUACACAAAGCAACCAAUCUUUGAAGAGUCCAGAUGUCAGUUUACUGUGGCCUGCUCAUGAGACCAGUAAUGAAAGUGCCGAUAUGUGAUAUAUUGAAAAACUGUAUUUGAAAGAACCACAAAAUAUUUUUCAGAAGCUGGCUGCCUCUUUCAUGUUUUAUCUCCUUAAAGGGACACACUAGGCACAAUAAUCACUGUAUCUCAUUCAAUUGGUUGUGAUGUCUAGUGUCAUCGUACUGUUCUGUGUUUAAACCGUUUUCCAAAGUAUACCAUGUGAGUGAGGAAACUUGUGGCUUUGCCCUCUGCUGCAGUUGUUACUAAGGGAGCAGGCAGUCUCAGGCUGUUACUGACGUUCAUUGCUGCUUAGGCUAGUGCAGAAGCUUUAGCCCAGGGACCUUCACUCAAUUUUAAUCUGUUCAAAAUAGAACCAUUACCUGUCAGGGGACUCUAUGCAUGAUUACCACUUCAAUGAAAUGAAUAUAGUGCCAGGAAAACAAACUCAUUCCCCUUCUGUCAAGGCCCACCCCUGUGGUGCAGAAGGGGUUAAUCACCCCCUUCUGUCACUUACUUGGGUCCAGAGCCUGGCUAAGCUUCGUCCAUGCUCCUCUCCGGCGGGGGAGACCUAAUGUGCGGCAAUGACCGCACUCACUUUAGGAUCUUCCCAUAGCAAAGCAUUAUUCAGUGCUUUCCUAUGGGGAUUCCAGCAACGCCGGAUGCUAGACACCCACUAGAGGAGGACUUAACCCUGCAAGGUAAUUAUUGCAGUUUAUAAAAACUGCAAUAAUUACAUGUGAAGGAAGUUGGCACCCAGACCACUUCAGUGGGCUGAAGUGGUCUGGGGUGCCUACAGUGUCCCUUUAAAAUAAAAUUCCCACAACUUUUCCUAAAACAUUGUGUUUUUGUCACAAGUUAGCAGUCAUGUUAAAAUGUUACAUAUGCUUCACAUCACCAGGAGUACACAUUAAAUUGAGUGCAGUCUUUCCAAGUUUUUCAGGUAGUCAUUGUAGAGUUUGAAAAUGCAUGGCUGUAGUUGUAACCAGGAGUUAUAGAUUCCACUUUCUUGCUUUUUCAAGUUUCUCAACACAUAAUGUUGCAACAUAACUUCUUAUACAUAAAGCUGAAAAAAAAUAAUGAAUAAAACAUGUCCAAUUCCAUUUUCUUUUUAAAGUUGAUCUCAUAGUACCCUAAGCAGUUUCAGCCACCACGGUUAUGUUUUUCAUAAAAAAAAAAUUAGGAUUUCCAAAAUAAAAAUAAAUAAGAGCAGCCUAUUUACUAUUAAAACUGCCUGCUGGGAUAUAAUCUUGGUAAAACCUGUAGGUAUAAAAAUAAUGUAUUAUGACAAAUCUUACUAUUGAUCAUUUUGUUAGGUAUUUUUGUACCUUUUUAGACAAAUAAAAAUAUGCCUCAUUCUUCAUGUCUGCAUAGUACACAAUGUAUUUUUUGUUAACCAUUUACAUUACCACAAGUAUUUAUUAAACCACCUAAAGUAGCAAUCUUUUUUUCAGAAACUGCAUUCCUGGAAUUAAAGAAUGUAGUAAAGUACUAGUGCUUGUUGAUAAAACAAUAUAAGCUUUUAGGAAGGCAUUGUGUAUGUGUGAAAGCGAACAGUAUACUUUUAAUUUGCAGUUUGAAGUAAAAUUUCAGCCACAUUUGAAAUCCUUAACAGUUUAACUUUUUUUUUUGUCAUACUAGUGUUUUGCAUGUUGCCCCAAACAUGGUUAAUUUUCGGCCAACCCACUGGUUAUCUCUUGAUCAUGCCACUGGUGGGUGUUUUGCACAAUGUGUGUCUGAGAAGAAUCUUAACAGAUUCAAACUUUGCGCACUCAGGGAUAUGUGCAUGGUGUGACACUGAUGCUCACAUUUUGCAAGCAACUGCCAUUGAUAAUCACUUGAAUUCUGUUCUAUGGCAGGUUUCCAGAGAGAGCUUAGAAUAUGUGAACAUCUUUAAGAUCGUAAAAAACAAUAUAUUUAGCAAAAUUUAGAACCAUGGUAUUUUCUUUAUUCCAGAAGUGGUGACUGGUUCACCUUAAAUAUGCAGAGAUACCCGUUCCCCAAGUAGACAAAAAUAUAUCUAUCUACUUGGGAUCAGGUGUAUAUAUAUAUAUAUAUAUAUAUAUAUAUAUAUAUAUAUAUAUAUUUUAUUUUAUUUUUUUUCUUCCCAUACACCUUCCCAAAUAUUUCUUCACACUUAGACUUUACUUCAUAGUGUCCUUGUCCUGGAGUAUCAUAGGGAGGAAUAAUGUUCCUGCCACAGAAACCAAAUCUCUUCCACCCUUUUUGUAAUUGAAAACUAAUCAAUUUUUAUGUAAAAGCACGACUGGUGUAAAAUGGAUAUGCAUUUUUUUUUUUUUUUUUUUUUUUUUUUUUUUUUUUUUUUUUUUUUUUUUUUUUUUUUUUUUUUUACAAAGUGCACCAGAUUAUAUUGACUCUUCUGGAAGCGCAUGGUGACAGAAUUAGUACAAGCCCCAGUCGGUGACAAGGCAACUGACUUCCUGCUACAUGGAGAUAUUUCACAUAAUGACUGUUAUACUGUUGUAGGAAGAAAGUGAAUAUCCCAUUAGGUGUGCACAAUGCUGCAGAUUAGUAUAUGAUUGCGUGCGGUCGAAUUACCGUAUUAAAAAAAUUCAUGCUAUCAUCUCUCAAUACUUUUUUUUUUUUCUAUUUUAUUUUAUUUUCCUUAGGCCUCUUAUCCAUCUAAAGUGUCAAAGUAAUUUGGUACAGGUUAACGAUUUUAAUAUUUCUAAUUGCAAACUUGGUCAGGUUAUAUUAAACUUUAUUCUAUACUUAAAUAUAUAUAUAUAUCUUUCUUUCUGGCAUUUGGGAUUACAUUGGACAUGCCUUCAAUGUAUAGAUGUGUAGUAGAAAUUAUGAUUUUAUGCAGCAAUAGUAUUUGUUCAGUUGCUGGUGGUUUUUAAAGGAAUAUUCUACUUAUUAAAAUUACUAAAUUAUAUCCCACCUUUUGGUGUUCUUUUUCACCCAGCAUACAGAUAAUCUGGUUUGCCUGCACGUGACAGAAUUUAAUUUUUUUGUUUUGUUUUUGAUCCGUAACUCUGUAUGUUUUAAAACUCUAAUUACAGGAAAACUCCAGUUGUUUUACACAGUUGUGCCUCUGCAUCACUAUGCCUCUUGUGAGAACUGUGGUGACCCAGUCUUGUAUAAAUGAAUCUUAUGUAUGCAAUUAAAAAUUAGAUAUCCCAUAUACUGUAUACAAUUACGGCAAAGCAAAAGCAGUCCUUACAGAGCUGGAAAAUAAACUGUUCAAAUCCAA
Messenger RNA from Pelobates cultripes (western spadefoot toad), 26459 nucleotides. NCBI's taxonomy places the organism in Eukaryota, Metazoa, Chordata, Amphibia, Anura, Pelobatidae. The record is from the annotation of a GenBank genome assembly.